AUGCUUUCUGCUACUAAAAGAUAUUUAGCCACUGCUGCUACUAACAAAGGUUUUACCAACACCACUUCACAAUUAGGAAGAGCAACAUUAACUAUAAAAGAUGGACCUGUUUUCAAUGGAUAUUCAUUUGGUGCCAAUAGAAAUGUUAGUGGUGAAGCUGUUUUCACCACUUCUUUAGUAGGAUAUCCUGAAAGUAUGACUGAUCCAUCAUAUCGUGGACAAAUUUUAUGUUUUACUCAACCAUUAAUUGGUAAUUAUGGUGUUCCUUCAAGUACUAUUAAAGAUCAAUUUAAUUUAUUAAAAUAUAUGGAAUCUCCUAAAGUCCAAUGUAUUGGUAUAGUUGUUGCUGAUGCAGCAUUGGAAUAUAGUCAUUGGACAGCAGUGGAAAGUUUACAACAAUGGUGUAAACGUUCUGGUGUUGCUGCCAUAACUGGUGUUGAUACUAGACAAUUGGUGAGUUAUUUAAGAGAUAAAGGUUCUUCUUUAGGUAGAAUCACUAUUGGUGAAGAAUAUGAUGCUGAUGAAGAUGCAGCUUUUGAAGAUCCUGGUGCAGUCAAUUUAGUCCAUAAAGUAACCACAAAGGCCCCAUUCCAUAUUGCAUGUCCUCCAAAGUAUUCUAAAGGGAUUCAUAUUGCAGUUUUAGAUUGUGGUGCUAAAGAAAAUAUUUUACGUUGUCUUGUUGAAAGAGGAGCUUCAUUAACUGUUUUCCCAUAUGAUUAUCCAAUUGAUAAAAUUGCCAAUAAAUUCGAUGGGAUAUUUAUAUCUAAUGGCCCUGGUGAUCCAACUCAUUGUUCUACUACGGUUAAUAAUUUAAAAAAAAUUAUAAAUAAUCAUCAAGAUUUACCAAUUUUCGGUAUAUGUUUAGGUCAUCAAUUAUUGGCUUUAGCUAGUGGCGCUAAAACUAUAAAAUUAAAAUAUGGUAAUAGAGCUCAUAAUAUCCCUGCCAUAGAUUUGAUUACUGGUAAAUGUCAUAUUACAUCACAAAAUCAUGGUUAUGCAGUUGAUGCUAAUACUUUAUCAGAAAAUUGGCAACCUUAUUUUACUAAUUUGAAUGAUUUGAGUAAUGAAGGUAUGAUUCAUAAAUAUCAACCAAUAUUUUCUACUCAAUUUCAUCCAGAAGCAAAAGGUGGUCCAUUAGACACUUCAUUUUUGUUUGAUAAAUUUUUCGAUAAUAUAGAUGUCUAUAAAAAGACAAAUGGAUUAAAUUUGCCAGUUGUUGAAAACAGUUUGUUAGUUGAUAUUUUACCAAAAGAAAGAGUUGAAUAG
Messenger RNA from Candida dubliniensis CD36, 1266 nucleotides. It is a transcript of the gene CPA1, whose product is annotated as carbamoyl-phosphate synthase (glutamine-hydrolyzing). The coding region runs from base 1 to 1266 and encodes 421 amino acids. Gene Ontology annotation, biological process: L-glutamine metabolic process; L-arginine biosynthetic process; 'de novo' pyrimidine nucleobase biosynthetic process. Gene Ontology annotation, molecular function: carbamoyl-phosphate synthase (glutamine-hydrolyzing) activity. NCBI's taxonomy places the organism in Eukaryota, Fungi, Ascomycota, Pichiomycetes, Serinales, Debaryomycetaceae. The record is from RefSeq and is a predicted model, not a curated record. The transcript has a single exon. Gene Ontology annotation, cellular component: cytoplasm; carbamoyl-phosphate synthase complex.